AUCAAAUGCUACUGUAUGAAGAACCCUAAACCGCACUAAAUCCCUAAAUUCACCUCUUCUGAAUCUGAUCAAAUCCUACAUUGAUUCUCUUCUCUUCUCUUCUCUUCUCUUUCUCUCGUCUACGUCGCCACCGCCUCGCCUGCGUCGUCUUGUCGGACUAGUCCUCCACGGGGCUUGUCCAAGGAAGAUGAUUAAUAUACACUAAACCCUAAGGUGCAGGAGUAGGAUAUAUUCCUGAUCGAGACCUUUUUGACGCACGAGGUAAUGUUUGAUAACAUGAUGGAGUGGAUAUUUGCGAUGGAGUUCAAGAGAACAUUAAUUUGAGUUCUUGUAACGGGAAAACAUUCGAAAAUGCUACAAAGUAUUCCCCACCAGAUUGUGCAGUCCCCAGCCAGGUUAGGCCUGCCAAACCCCAACUCUCCGUCUCUUCAGAACCCUAACCCACCUAAAUUCUCGUCUCAAAACUCGCAAACUCAACAGUCCCACCAGCCACCGAAUCAGUUAACGACUCCUGGCGUAUCAUCAACUCUGCUCCCUCUCUUACCACCUCUCCCCAGAGCUCAAUCUCUUCUCCUUCAAAUGGCAUCUCUUGCCUCUAAACUGUUUGAAGUCUCACCCAAUCGCCCACAUUGGAUCAGUGCAUUUCGAGGUUCUCUGCCUUCUUUCCUGUCUCCACAAGCACAGUCCUCAACAUCUGCCCAGGCAGACUCUGUUCUCUCUUCUGCCAAAGAAAUCAUCGCCCAAUUCACUACCCUUCAGACUCAGCUCUUUGAAGCCGUUGCUGAACUCCAGGAGAUACUUGAUCUUCAAGAUGCUAAACAGAAGCUCGCCCGUGACAUCAGGUCCAAAGAUGCUUCUCUUCUUGCAUUUGCCAACAAGCUUGAGGAAACCGAACAUGUUCUUGACAUGCUUGUUGAUGAUUAUUCUGAUUACCGUCGCCCUAAAAGAACCAAGUCAGUGGAUGAUGCAGACGAUUCCUCCAAAACUACAGUUGAGACUCAGCUCAAACUAUCAGAUAUACUCUCCUAUGCACAUAAGAUUAGCUACACUACCUUUGCACCUCCAGAAUUCGGUGCUGGGCAAGGUCCUCUCCGUGGAGCCCUCCCUCCCGCGCCACAAGAUGAGCAGAUGCGCGCAUCACAGCUAUAUAACUUCGCUGAUCUGGACAUAGGGUUGCCCAAAACAGAAGGUAAAGAGAAAAUCAUCGAAGCACUCAUUGAAACCUCUGCUGCACCACCUGCAGAAAGCAACCCACUGGCAAGCUUAUCAGCAAUCCAAGGCUUGAACCCUUCUACUCUAGUUGCGCCACCGGGAUGGAAACCUGGUAUGCCUGUGGAAUUGCCUAUCGAUCUAUCAGCGCUACCUCCUCCGCCUCCCGGGUGGAAGCCUGGUGUCCCGUUGCCCCCACUGGAUGCUCUCCCUCUUCCACCAAGAGUUGAGGAACAGCCGAGGCCUGGCCCUCCUCCUGGUCUGGUGAAAGCUCCAGAGCCUAUUCAGGUACGACACGUGCAGCUUGAUAUUGAAGAUGACAGUGGUGAAGAUUUUAGCAGUGAUGACGCCAGCUCUGGUAGUGAAGAUUGAUGGUUGAUUGGAGCUACGGAAAUUGUUUUUUUUUUUUGUCAUUUAUGCUCCAAGCUUUAGAUGGUUUAAUCUUCUCCAUUUUUUUUAUCAGUUGCUCAGGAAUGUGGUUAGUUGUACUCUUGUACCUGUACCACUUUGUUGUGGAUUCAAUGUUUAUUGCUCAGAUGUUUAUAUCAUUGUCUUUAUCCAGUUAGGUUGCAAUCAGCCUGCUAAACUAAACACUUCACAUCAUUUGUUCCAUCUGUGUAAUCAUUUCAUUUGUUUC
This is a messenger RNA of Salvia splendens (bonfire salvia), 1846 nucleotides long. Its product is annotated as mediator of RNA polymerase II transcription subunit 4. Gene Ontology annotation, biological process: regulation of transcription by RNA polymerase II. Lineage: Eukaryota; Viridiplantae; Streptophyta; Magnoliopsida; Lamiales; Lamiaceae. Gene Ontology annotation, molecular function: transcription coregulator activity. Bases 352 to 1581 code for a protein of 409 amino acids. The transcript has 4 exons. The record is from RefSeq and is a predicted model, not a curated record. Gene Ontology annotation, cellular component: mediator complex; core mediator complex.